Xenopus laevis (African clawed frog) is the source of this 9050-nucleotide messenger RNA. RefSeq names its product bromodomain adjacent to zinc finger domain 2B L homeolog (gene baz2b.L). Gene Ontology annotation, cellular component: nucleus; chromatin. The record is from RefSeq and is a predicted model, not a curated record. NCBI's taxonomy places the organism in Eukaryota, Metazoa, Chordata, Amphibia, Anura, Pipidae. The coding region runs from base 1069 to 7731 and encodes 2220 amino acids. Gene Ontology annotation, molecular function: DNA binding. The transcript is spliced from 41 exons.
UGUGAAUGAUCCAGCAUAAUACACAACUGUAUACAAAAAGAUGGGCAAGAAUAACAGUCUACCCAUCCGAUCCCCAGAUUGACAUAAUCCAGGACCCAACUCAAACUUGAAGAAUAUUGGGGAUGUACAUUGUUGUUAGCUUGUUUGGUUGGUGAACAAGAGUAUUAUAUUGUUGUGAGCUUGUUUCUCCGCAUUGUUGCAAGCUUGCUUGCCUUGGGUACAGUAGAGUGUUAUAUUGCUGUGAGCUUGUUUGGCUGGUGUACAGUAGGGAAGUAUAUUGCUGUGAGCUUGUUUGGCUGGUGUAAAGCAGAUAAAUUGUUGCGAGCUUGUUUCUGUACAGCAGAAUAUAUUAUAUUGUUGCUGCGAGCUUGUUGGCUGACGUCACUUCGGGUUCCUGGAGCUUUUGCCUUGAAGUGAAGCUGAAUAAUAAACCUUGGGAAGAAUCUCCUUCAAUCUGCUGCACAGACACAGACACACAGUGAGGAAGCAGCACGGUUCCACCCUCUGCCUUUAUGUCCCUUCCCAGUGCUCCUGGGGAAGAAGGAACGGGCACACACAGCAGAUUCCCCCUCCAUCACUUUCCCCAAAAAGUAUCCCCGUCCCCGACACUGGAAAGAAAGACCCAGGGACCCCCUAAUCACUGCGGGAUUGAAGAUCAGCUGACUUGUGCGCAGUUAAGAUGUUUUGACUGGAAAGAUCGAGAACAGCAAGCCUGCAGAAGGAUUGAGAAAAACUUGCUUCACUUCCUCGCAGGUGCGGGUGGGUUUUACCAAAUCCUAUAACAGGCAGGGGCUUUUUAAUCUUGAUGUAAGUAAAUACAGCUCAUCAAAAAUCAACAAAGAAUCUGGAAAAGUAAAUUCUAUGCUCUCAGGUCCCCAAGAAGUAGAAUUCAAUUUAUAACCCCUACCAGGAAUGCUCACGCAAGCUCGCUGCCCUGUGUCAUUCCCCAGAGCCUCUACUGUGUGUCCCACCACUACGAGCUUUCUUCUAAUCAGACACCGAAGACAGGUCUUCCACCUCUUGGUUUGAAAACAGUGAUGCCAUAGAACUGACCACACUCUUCACAAUAUGGAAUCUGCAGAGAGGUUAACAACAUCAACCCCAUCAUCAGCAACUCCGUCCUCGCCUUCGACUCCAUCUAUUGCUGUUUCUAAAGGAGGCCUUUCUGCUGGAGUUACACCUCUGAGCUCCACAAUCACUGCUUGCGGACACUUGUUCAGAACAUCUGGAGAUCAGCCGUUUAAUCUGUCGAGUGCCUUUCCGAUGGUCAGCCACCCCAUUUUCGGCCUUCAUGCAGCCAGCUCAGGGCAUUUGGAAUUUGGUGGUUUGGGGACACUGGGUACACCCACCGCCUUAGCUGCACACCCUCAACUUGCACCUUUUCCAGGUGCAGAAUGGUGGCGUACAACUGAUGCACACACUCGUGCUGCUUUUUUCCCUCCGCUGCUGGGGAUUCCUCCUCUGUUCACUCCACCAACCCCAAACCACGAUUCUUCUUUCCACCUGCGCAACUCUGUGAAGAAUGGGCGCAGCGUCCCAGAGAAAGGCAUGAACGGAUCCAUGAAUGGAAGCAGCCCUACAUUAGUAACCAGUAACUGCACAUCCAUACUAUCAACUACAAGCGCCAGUACUGUUGGGCAAACAAAGAGUGCAGCCUCUGGUGCAACAGGGAGGCUUUCUAAGGAGGAUCAAAGCAAGUCAGAUGGCAGAAGUGAAAAAACUAAAGACAAGUUACUAUCCAAAGCUGAGCAGCAGAAGCAAAGGAAAAAAGCAGCAGAAAGCUCCAGCUCCAGUGAUUCUGGUUCAUCUUCUGAGACAUCAAGCGAUGGUGUUAGUAGCAGCGAUUCCGAUGAUUUGGAGGAGGAAGAAGACCAAAGCAUCGAAGAAAGCGAUGAUGAUGAUUCAGAUUCUGAGAGUGAAGCACAAACUAAAAUUAAGAAUAAGGUGCUAUUACAUAACCUGAAAACUGAUGGGCACAAACCUGACAAGUCCCAGGAGAAAAGAACUCACCAGCAGAUACCUCUUAUUUCAGACUCCCAGACUCGCUUACCAUUCCAGUCCCAGCAAAAACAUCCUCCAGUUUUGUCCCAGCAUCUUCCCUUUGCUUUCCCAAGCUCUCAGGCCAAGGAGGAGACUGUGAACAAACACACAAGUGUCAUACAGUGUACAGGACUGGUCUCAAAUGUGAAGCCUUUGACUCUGCUAAAUAAGAGUAAGGAUAACUGUUUAAAGCUUGGAACUUCUUCCACUGAUGGAUUGAAAGCAGGGACUAAAAAUACCUCUGAAGAAUCUGCACCCAGUGACUUGAGGAUAAAAAGGGAUCAACACAAGGAAACAUUCUCAGCGCAUAUAAGCAAGCCACGGGAGAGCUCCAAGCACCAGAAAAAGUCAUUUGCAGGUCUGCAAGUGUCCAACUCUGCCUCUAGUUCUUUAGGUCCCCAUUCAUCAUCCAUAGCAAAUAAACAUUCAAAUCCAUUCUUGACAAAUGCACUGUUAGGAAACCAUCACCCCAAUGGGGUCUUACCAAACGUUAUACAAGAUGUUCCCCUUGCACUUACCACCAAAACAAAGAGUCAAGGUAAAAUAAAUGACAGUUCUGCAUCAUCUCCUGGCUCCCAGUUUUCCUCACCAAUAAAUCUGAGUUCUUCUAUGAGAAAGAAUUCUUCCAGCCAGCUUUCACUUGGGCCUACCAGCCCUCCAGUUCUACAAAGUAUCUGUAAAGAUAAACCCCUGGGAAAACCUAAUUCACCAGCAAUAAAAACUUCCCAUCGUGUCAGUGCUGCAAAGUCAUUAUUAGACAAAUUCCGAGGGGCGGACUCUGACAUUCCUAGCAGCAAGGAUUCUGAUGAUUCUAAUGAGGAGGAGGAUGAGGAAGAUGAUGACGAGGAUGAUGAAGAAGAGGAUGAAGAUGAUGAAGAAGAUGAUUCUGAUAGUCAGUCAGAGUCUGACAGUAAUUCUGAAUCUGAUUCAGAUGGAUCAGAAGAAGAUGAUGAUAAGGAUCAAGAUGACUCAGACAGCGACACAGAAGGGGAAAAAACCCCACUAAAACGUAACAAAACCGCUCCAUCCAUGAAUAGCACAACCAACAGUAUUACUGCACACUCCACUCCCCUAAACCUGCAGGUCAUAAAGAACCCUGGAUCUGCUCCUGCAUCCCUGUGUCCUGAAGCUCAGACCCAAGACUUUCUUGCUUCAUCUUCAGCUCUUAGCCCAAGUACACCAUGUGGUUCUGGCAAAAGAAGAAGAGUAACUGAUGAACGGAACCUGGGCAUUCCUUUAGAACAUGGCUGGCAGCGUGAAACAAAAAUAAAGAACUUGAGCGGCCGUCUUCAAGGGGAAGUGACCUAUUACGCUCCAUGUGGCAAGAAAUUCCGACAGUAUCCUGAAGUAAUGAAGUAUCUCAGCAGAAAUGGAAUAAUGGAUAUCUCAAGGGACAAUUUCAGCUUCAGUGCAAAAAUAAGAGUGGGUGACUUCUAUGAAGCCAGAGAUGGACCACAGGGAAUGCAGUGGUAUCUUUUGAAAGAGGAAGAAAUAGUGCCACGGAUCCGGGCCAUGGAAGGACGUCGGGGCCGGCCUCCCAACCCAGAUAAGCAGCUGGCUAGGGAGGAAUCGAGGAUGAGAAGAAGGAAAGGGCGCCCGCCUAAUGUAGGAAGUGCUGAUUUUGUUGUCAAUGAUGAUGCCAAGUUGUUAAGAAAACUGCAGGCACAAGAAAUCGCAAGACAAGCUGCACAAAUAAAGCUUCUCCGCAAGCUACAAAGGCAGGAACAGGCACGAGCUGCCAAGGAAGCAAAGAAACAGCAAGCUAUCAUGGCUGCAGAGGAGAAAAGGAAGCAGAAGGAGCAAAUUAAAAUCCUGAAACAACAGGAAAAAAUAAAACGGAUCGAACAAGUCAGAAUGGAAAAAGAACUUCGUACUCAACAAAUCCUAGAGGCUAAAAAGAAAAAGAAGGAAGAUGCAGCAAUUGCCAAAAUAAUGGAGGCCAAGAAACGUAUAAAGGCAAAGGAAAUGAGGCGGCAGCAGGCAGUGCUACUGAAACACCAGGAGUUGGAGAGGCAUAGACUAGAUAUGGUAUGGGAACGAGAGAGGAGGAGGCAACAUGUCAUGCUACUUAAAGCUGUGGAAGCCAGAAAAAAAGCUGAAGAAAGGGAACGUUUAAAGCAAGAAAAACAGGAUGAGAAAAGGUUACAUAAAGAACGUAAGCUUGAACAACGGAGGCUGGAGUUGGAGCUGGCAAAGGAGCUAAAGAAGCCGAUUGAAGAUAUGUGUCUUGCAGACCACAGGCCUUUUCCAGAACUGCCUCGUAUGCCUGGACUUGUUCUGUCUGGCAGCACAUUCUCCAAUUGCCUCAUGGUUGUACAGUUUCUCCGGAACUUUGGCAAAGUGUUGGACUUCGAUUCACACAAAGAGAUUCCUACACUAAGUGUUCUCCAAGAAGGCUUAUUAAAUAUGGGAGACAGCAUGGGAGAAGUGCAGGACUUGCUUGUGAGACUGCUAUCUGUUGCUGUUUGUGACCCAGGAGUCCCACCAGGAUAUAAGGCCAAAACAGCUCUUGGGGAACAUAUACUGAAUAUUGGCAUUAACCGGGACAACGUUUCUGAGGUGCUUCAGAUAUUCAUGGAAGCUCACUGUGGGCAGACGGACCUUACAGAAAGCCUCCAGACCAAAGCUUUUCAGGCGCACACUCCAGAACAGAAAUCCUCAAUUCUUGCUUUCCUGGUUAACGAACUAGCAUGUAGUAAAAGUGUUGUCAGUGAAAUUGAUAAAAAUAUAGACCACAUGUCUAAUCUAAGAAGAGAUAAGUGGAUGGUCGAAGGCAAACUUCGCAAGCUUAGAAUGAUCCAUGCUAAAAAGACUGGGAAAAAAGACUCCAUAACUGGGAGUGAAGGCAGCGAGGAGCAGCAAUCUUUAGGAACACCUACUCAAGGGCGCAAGCGGAGGCGGAAGGGAGCAGACAGUGACUAUGAUGAUGACGAUGAUGAUGAUAGCGAUGAUCCAGCAGAAGAUGAAGAUGACGAAGAUGAGGAUAAAAAGAUGAAAAAAGUGGAAACUUGUGACGAUGAGGAUGAUGGCGAUCAAACGGCCACCGUGGAGGAACUAGAAAAGCAGAUUGACAAAUUGCUUAAGCAACAAAAUCAGUACAGGAAGAAGCUGUUUGAGUCUUCCCAUUGCCUUCGGUCAAUGAUGUUUGGUCAGGAUCGGUACAGGAGAAGGUACUGGAUCCUUCCUCAGUGCGGUGGAAUUUUUGUGGAAGGCAUGGAAAGUGGUGAAGGUCCAGAAGAACUGGCAAAGGAAAGAGAGAGGCAAAGAGCAGCGGAAAAUAUCCAGAUAAAAGAAGAGAUGCUUGAAAACUAUGAGGAGAAAGUAAACAGUUUAAAUUCUGGUAACAAGGAGCAAAAGGAAAAAGACAGCACAAAUUUGUUCCUUCAAAAACCAGGUUCCUUCUCAAAGCUGAGCAAAUUGCUGGAAGUGGCCAAAAUGCCCCCAGAAAUGGAUGGUUUAACCCAAAAAGCUAAUGUUUCACCAAAUGUAUGUUCCUUACCAUACACAAAAAACUGUAGGGCCACUCCCAACAACCUACAGCCAAGUACAUCCCAGGGCAAUACUGAGAAGACAGAUUCGAGUUCUUUUACACCACCUGUAAGUGGUUCAGGAAAAUUUUAUAACUCACCAGUGAUUCCCAAUGAGCAGCUGCUAAAAACUCUCACGGACAAAAACAGGCAGUGGUUCAGUCUCCUUCCUAGGACACCGUGUGAUGACACAUCAUUGACUUACAUUGAAUCAUCACCAGCUGUUACUUCCACAGCACAAAGCAGGCUCCCAUCCCAGCCAUCCUCACCUCUUCCAUCUCCUGUCUCCAACCAGUCUCCUGUAACGAAUACACUGGGGAUUAAUCCAUUCACAUUAUCUCCACUUCAGAUGAAGCCAGGUUUGCAACUAAUGGGACUGCAGUUUUGCAGUUGGCCGUCACCAGUCGUUCCAGCAAAUCUUCCGUUUUCAUCUCCAGUACCUGGUAUGGUAUUAACGCCAUCAGAAGGGAAUUCACAUUCUUUCCUGACACCUACCACCCAGCCCAGUAAAAGUGAAUCUCCUAUACCCCAAAGUGAUAAAUCUAUCUGCACACCUCCAUCUGUUGUUGAGGUCCCCAAGCAAGUAGAUUUCCCAACCCCAAGGCCAAUCCCAGAAGAAAUGCAGUUCGGCUGGUGGAGAGUAACUGAUCCAGAAGACCUGAAAUCCUUGCUGAAGGUUCUUCAUCUCAGAGGAAUACGGGAGAAAUCUCUGCAGAAGCAAAUACAGAAACACUUUGAAUAUAUUACCCAGACCUGCAUGAAAACUAAAGAUGUUACCAUCAUAGAAAUGAAUGACCCUGAGGAAUGUCAGUUGACACAGGGCAUUGUGGAAAAUUGGUCUAUAGAAGAUCAGGAAAUGGAGGUAGACUUGGCCAUCCUGCAGCAGAUUGAAGACAUUGAAAGAAGAGUGACAUCUGCUAGCUUGCAAGUGAAGGGCUGGAUGUAUCCAGAGCCGGCCUCUGAAAGAGAAGACUUGGUAUAUUAUGAGCAUAAGUCAGUUUCCAAAAGGCAUAAGGAACAUGGUGGAGAGCGCACAACAGAUGAAGGAGGCAGCUCCAAUGCUAUAAAGCGGAAAAGCGACAACCCUCUAGAUAUAGCAGUAACCAGGCUGACUGAUUUGGAGAGGAACAUUGAGAGAAGGUAUCUGAAGAGCCCUUUAAGUACCACCAUUCAGAUCAAACUGGAUAAUGUGGGCACAGUUACUGUGCCUGCUCCUGCACCAUCUAUUAAUGGUGAUGGUGACGGGACAGAGGAUGACAUUGCCCCGGGGCUGAAAGUAUGGAGGAGGGCGCUGUCAGAGGCACGGAGUGCAGCACAAAUGUCACUGUGCAUCCAGCAACUGCAGAAAUCUAUUGCAUGGGAAAAGUCCAUCAUGAAAGUUGUGGAACAUCAGGAAACUGCCUGUUUGAACUAUAAAGGGAUUAAAGUCACUGGCUUGUCUUCUGUUCGUUUACAGUACUGCCAGAUAUGUCGUAAAGGAGAUAAUGAGGAACUGCUGCUUCUCUGUGAUGGCUGCGACAAAGGCUGUCAUACAUACUGUCAUAGACCUAAAAUCACCACCAUACCUGAAGGUGACUGGUUCUGCCCUGCUUGCAUUGCCAAGGCAAGUGGACACACCUUGAAAAUGAAAAAAUCAAACUUGAAAGGGAAGAAAAGUGUGGAUCUAAAGAAAGGCAAAAAGUCCCCAGGGGACACAGGAGAGGAGGAUUCUGCAGGAACUGGAACUCCAGGGAAAAAAGGGAGCAAAGAUUCCAAAAAAAGGAAAGGGGAGGAAAACAACCUUAGCCCUUCCAAGCAGGAGAGCUCCCCCUCUUCCAAGAAAGCAAGAUCAGCAAAGGAUGAAUUAAAAGACCUAGCUCUGUGCAGUGUAAUCUUGUCGGAAAUGGAGUCGCAUGAGGAUGCCUGGCCUUUCCUUCUUCCUGUAAACUUAAAACUCGUUCCCGGCUAUAAAAAGGUCAUUAAGAAACCAAUGGAUUUUGCUACAAUACGAGACAAGCUGAGCAAUGGACAGUACCCAAACUUCGAAGCUUUCGUUCUAGAUGUCAGACUUGUCUUCAACAACUGUGAAACAUUUAAUGAAGAUGACUCUGAAAUAGGCAGAGCUGGACACAAAAUGAGAGUACAUUUUGAGAAACGAUGGACAGAACUUUUUAACAUGAGCUGAACCCUAUAUCCUAGUUUGGUGGACAACAUGACCAGCAAUGUGAAUGGUAUUUGCUAGAACUGUUACCAACAGACUUUAUUAUGAAAGAGCAGUGAUGCAUCGGAGGGUCUUAUUCCUAACAAAAUGAUAGCCCUUGCUUUAUUGGUCUGUGUCUUUUAUCAACUGCGUCCCUGUUACGCAGUACAGGGACGCACACCCAAAGGCUUUCCAAAACAGGGGUGUUUUAGUUGUGCAAUAGUUGUUUCAAAAAUAUAUAAAACGCACUGAAUCUUCAACCACCAGAGCUAUACUGAGGAAAUGGUUCUCCAUUCCCUUUCAAUAAAUAUUCUAUUUUUUUUUCUUUUUUUUGUAAUUAUUUUUGUUUUUCUGUUAUAUUUUUUUAUUUUGUAGGUUAUUUUUAGCGAAUGUAUUUAAUUUCCUGAAUUAUUUAUAAUUAUACAGCAGACACAAUCUUCGUUUUCUGUGAAAAGGAAGAGUUUAAAAAAAAAAAAAAAAAAAGAAUUGCUUUAAAAUCUUGAAAGUACAACAAGAAUGUUAAAAGAAAAAAAAAAGAAAACAACAAAACAAAAACAAGCCAAGUAAAACUGUUUACACGGACGUGCUGCUGUGGCACCGAUGGAACUUUACUGUAGAAUUACAAGAACAUUUAUAUUAUAUUAUGUUGCUGCAUCACUCGUAUAGUUACGUUGUUUUUCAAGAUGGUGAAGACAUACGGAGAAAUAUGUAUAUACUGUUUAUUAUUGUUUAUAUUAAGUGUGUACAUAUUGUCUGCAGAUGUUAACUGAUGUCUGCCUUAGAAGGAUUGUAGCAUUGAAUUUAGUUUCCAGGUUGAUUAAUCUAUAGCUUGUACAGUAUCCUCUACCAACACUGUGGAGUCUCCCUGAUAUUGGUAGUGCCUGCCUUUCAAACAGGGUGUAGGGGAUAUUUAGGGUUUUUUUUCUCAAUUUUAUUUCUAUUUUUCCUCCUUCUUCUUUUCUAUAUUGUUAUAUGAUUUCAAGCCAACUAGGCCUACAGACAAAGGUAUAAUCAUUUGUAUCCAUGUGAGAUUUCCUACACACAGUAUUUUUUCAUAGAUGCAUUUCCUUACACUUGCCUGGCCCACAGGAGUAAUAAAUACAAUAAAGGCAUUUGUAACCACUGUGUUUUAUCUGCUGUGUGUUGGACCUGUCGGAGGCAAGGCAACCAGACUUUUCUUUUCUACCAGUUGUACUUGAAGUUGUUUUAUUUAAAAUGAAAAAAAAAAAAUGUUGUGAACAGGAUAGUUUUUUCCCACUAGUAUGUGUGGCACGGAUACAAUAAAGGACAGUUCUGCAAUAUGC